AAAACCGUAUAUAUACUCCAUUAAUUUAUACAAUAUAUUUCAUAUCCCUAAGUUCCAUUUGAUCAUCCACAUGACUUUAUUAAUACCCACAAGGUUACUGCUUUCAUCUUUAAUUAGCUAGGAGCCCAUCACAAAGGUCAUGUUCAUGUGGAAAUAAGGAGAAAGAGAGGGAUAGAAGCAAGAACAAUGGCGGAAUUGCUUAGAGAGAGAAUGGACGGUAAUGAUCGCGUUGUGAGACGACGAAAGAGUUUAACUGAACGGUUAGGAUCCAUUGCAUGUUGUGGGACCACUUUAUGUCUCCGACCAGCUUCGUUAAGUGUAAUGGACGAUGAAGAGGAGGAGUCGCUGCAACCACCGCCGGAGGAGGCGGAAGUAGGCCGUGAAACACCUCCGGAAAUAGAGUCAGUUAAUAUUUUAUGCUUGGCUGAUCAUAUUCCUACGGGUUCCGGGAUGAACUUAGCGGCGGCGUUACUGGCGGAGCGUAAUUUAAGAUCGGCCCAAGAUUCUGAUGGGCCAGGCCCAAAUACAAGCCCGUUGAGAUCCAACGAAGAUGGGCCGGGUACUGGAGAAGGAACGCCGUAUAGGGUGUCGUUGAUGAAAUUGUUAGAGGAAACGAACGGCUGGGAUGAGAAGGAAGAAUUAGGGGUGGGUAAUGAUACGGUGUGCUGCGUGUGCAUGGGAAGGAAAAAAGGAGCAGCAUUCAUACCAUGUGGACACACAUAUUGUAGGGUGUGUUCAAGAGAGCUUUGGUUAAACCGAGGUUGUUGUCCCCUUUGUAAUAGAUCCAUUCUUGAAAUUCUCGACAUUUACUAAAGAAAAAAGUCAUGGAUUAUUGUGUUGAGAUUUCUCAUCAAAUGGAUUUGACUUUAUGAAAUUCUAAGGGACAACGAAAAGUAGUACUAAUAAAAUUGUUCAUAAGUUACACCAUUAAGUCGGUCAGAAAAAAAAAACUUCAUUUCAUUUUCGUACGAGUAAAUCUGAUCUUCAUUUGUCAAAAAAUCUACACAUUAAUUUGUCUCUCUCCCAUAGAAAAAAUGGUAGCUUG
Messenger RNA from Solanum tuberosum (potato), 1045 nucleotides. RefSeq lists its product as uncharacterized. The transcript has 2 exons. The record is from RefSeq and is a predicted model, not a curated record. NCBI's taxonomy places the organism in Eukaryota, Viridiplantae, Streptophyta, Magnoliopsida, Solanales, Solanaceae. Bases 187 to 813 code for a protein of 208 amino acids.